GUCUCUAACUAGCGUUUCUGCUUGGUAAACCUGGUGCACCACCAUGCUGGCCGCAAGACUUGUGUGUCUGCGGACACUACCUUCCAGGGUUUUCCACCCAGCUCUCACCAAGGCCUCCCCUGUUGUGAAGAAUUCCAUCACGAAAAAUCAGUGGCUCUUACCAGCCAGCAGGGAAUAUGCCACCAAGACAAGACUUGGAAUUCGUCGUGGGAAAACUAGCCAAGAACUCAAGGAGGCAGCUUUGGAGCCAUCACUGGAAAAAAUAUUUAAAAUUGAUCAGAUGGGAAGAUGGUUUAUUGCUGGAGGGGCUGCUGUUGGUCUUGGAGCUUUGUGCUACUAUGGCUUGGGAAUGUCUAAUGAGAUUGGAGCUCUUGAAAAAGCCGUAAUUUGGCCUCAGUAUGUGAAGGAUAGAAUUCAUACCACCUAUAUGUACUUAGCAGGAAGUAUCGGCAUAACAGCUUUGUCUGCCCUGGCAGUGAAUAGAACUCCUGCCCUCAUGAACUUCAUGAUGAGAGGCUCUUGGGUGACAAUUGGUGCAACCUUUGCAGCCAUGAUUGGAGCUGGAAUGCUGGUCCAGUCGAUAUCAUAUGACCAGAGCCCAGGCCCAAAGCAUCUUGCUUGGUUACUACAUUCUGGUGUGAUGGGUGCAGUGGUGGCUCCUCUGACGAUAUUAGGGGGGCCUCUUCUCCUCAGAGCUGCAUGGUACACAGCUGGUGUUGUGGGAGGCCUCUCCACUGUGGCCAUGUGUGCACCCAGUGAGAAGUUUUUGAACAUGGGAGCACCCCUGGGCGUGGGCCUGGGUGUCGUCUUUGUGUCCUCACUAGGAUCUAUGUUUCUUCCACCUACCACUGUGGCUGGUGCCACGCUGUACUCGGUGGCAAUUUAUGGUGGAUUAGUUCUUUUCAGCAUGUUUCUUCUGUAUGAUACACAGAAAGUAAUCAAGCGUGCAGAAGUAGUACCAGUGUAUGGAGUUCAAAAAUAUGAUCCCAUCAAUUCGAUGCUGGGAAUCUACAUGGAUACAUUAAACAUAUUUAUGCGAGUUGCCAGUAUUCUAGCAACUGGAGGCAACAGAAAGAAAUGAAGUGACUCAGCUUCUGACUUCCUUAAUACAUCUGGCUUGUUUAAUAGGGGCAGAUAUUCUUUAAAUAGUUUGUGCAAGCAGCUUUCGUUGAAGUUGAGAAGAUAAGAACUUGUCAACAUGUUUCAGGUGUUCCAGUAAUGUGAUGCUUCAGGUCUGCUUUUUCUUCUGGAGAAUAAAUUCAGUAGUUCUCUUCCAAAUAGCACACACAUUUUCAAUUCUUGUGUUUGAGUAAUUCUAAAAUGUUCUAAUGAAUAUGAAAACCAAGUUUUGUGUUGCAGGAAUUUAAGUAUUUUAUCUAUUUUUAAAUUUAUUCGGUUAAGUGAAAUUUAGCAAACUUGUAUACCUGCAUUUUUCAUUUUGGAUUGCAGAAUAUUAGCAAGUAAUGUCAUAAGUGAUGUAGGGGUUUGGUAAAGGGACCACAGAGAAGUAAAGCGACACCUGCAGUCUUUCUUUGAAUACUUAGAACUUAGCACUUGUGUAAUUGUGGUGAGCCAGUGAGGGGGUCUGGAUGUUUGGAAACAAGUCAUGGCUGUACAUCUGCUGAACUUAUCAGAAGCACUGAGCAGAAAACAAAGACAUAGGUGAUUCUCCAGGCUCUCCUUACGACGUGGAUGUGAUCAUGUUUGGCUUCUCAUUGUUUGACACUGUUAGGAGAGUCCACGAUGCUAAUCAUGUGGAGAAUUCCUGUUACAUGUAUUAUGUGUGUGUGUAAGUCUUACUUUUGAAUCGUCUAGUAGAACAAAAUAUCCUUAAAACACUCAGGAAAAUAAUAUUCAAAGCAGGAAAAUUGUUGCAUUUUAAGUAUACAAACAAUAUGUGCAUAGUUGCUGAAUAUUUUUGCAAAUUUAUUGAAAUGUUUAAAGGAAUAAAUGCUUGCCUUUCUUA
Molecule: messenger RNA, 1966 nt
Organism: Lagenorhynchus albirostris (white-beaked dolphin)
Lineage: Eukaryota; Metazoa; Chordata; Mammalia; Artiodactyla; Delphinidae
Gene: GHITM
Product: growth hormone inducible transmembrane protein
Exons: 8
Coding region: 44-1081 (345 amino acids)
Cellular component (GO): mitochondrial inner membrane
Source: RefSeq, a predicted model, not a curated record